This is a messenger RNA of Klebsormidium nitens, 1170 nucleotides long. The record is from the annotation of a GenBank genome assembly. Lineage: Eukaryota; Viridiplantae; Streptophyta; Klebsormidiophyceae; Klebsormidiales; Klebsormidiaceae.
AUGCUCCGAGCAGAAGUUGUGCAGGAGCCCGGAUGGAGGAUGGCAGAGGUGGGCGUGUUUCUGGGUGACCUCUCCGCGUUCAUGCUGUCUCUGGAGCCAGCGGAGCUGCACCUCAUCGACCCGUUUGAGGGGCAGCUGGUCUCAGGCAAUCGAGACGGUGACUCUAUCCGCACUUGCCAUGGAAACGAUGCAAUUGAGUACGUGCGGCGACGGUUCGAGGGUGACAACAGGGUAUUCAUUCAUCGGGCGUGGUCCCCCCCGGGGCUGCUGCAAUUCUACAGGUGGUACUUUGAUCUCGUGUACCUGGACGGAUCGCACACUUAUGAGGACGUGAAGAAGGAUCUGGCGGCGGCAUUGACUAGGGUGAAGCCGGGGGGUUUCAUCUGCGGGCAUGAUUACGGGGCGAAUCCGAAAAAGUGCCCCUUUCCGUACACCUUUGGGGUGCGGCGUGCAGUCGACGAGUUCUGCAAGGACAACGACUUGCAAGUCUCGCAUUUGGCAAAUGACGGAUACAUCAGCUUUGCAAUCCAGCUCCCACCAUGCAGGGCCAAUAAAGAGGUGGAUGUCUGCCUCCUCGAAGGAAACCAUUGUUGGCCGUGGGUCCUUAUCCGGCGGUCGGAGGCUUUGAGGGGAAUUGGAAAGGCAAACGAGCUAGGGCUGUUUGCCGCACGCCCCAUGCCAGCAGGGACGGUCAUUGGGAGGUACAUGGGCUUUCUGCUGGGGAAGAGCGGGAAUAGGGAGGUAGAGAGGGAGGCAAAGGUGUUGGAGGCUGCGGGCAAGGCAGCUUACCUGCUGACAAUAAGGGGCAUCAUUGUGGACGGCUCAAGGCCGCCUCAGAGCGAUGUGGAGCAGCUUGCUGUGGCUGGCGAGGUGUUGUUCCCAGCAGACGAGUAUGAGUACCCUGGGGCUCACAUGCACAUGAUGAACGAUGGGUACCGCACGCCGUACCCCAACAAUGUCAAAAUUGACUCAGACGGGUUUGCAAUCACAAAGGUUGACGUCCCUGCUUACAACCCAAAGGGCUCACGUGAGGCAAAGGGUCUGAGUGAGCUCCUGUGGGACUACAGGGAGAGCUACUGGGAGUUGAUGGACUCUUUGCUGGCUGCAAACAAGAGGCGGAAGGGAGAUGAAGCACGGAAUGAGAGACGUGCAAAAAGGGCGAGGAAUUGA